AUAAGUGGGUAUGGUCUUUUCUGAGUGCUGACCCGCCCAAUCUCCCGUUAUCGCAAUCCGGGUCUCCCCCACUCACUCUAUCGACAAUGUGAUCCGGAUAAAACACCCAGAUAUCCAAUUUCAACUCUCCUCCAAUCCCCUUCUCCCACGUGUCACGCGGGCCCCAUACCCCGGCCCCACCCACUCAUUGCUUAUUCCCCCUUCCUCUCCACGCUCAAAUUCCUCACUCUGUGCUCUCUCGGCCGGCAGCAGCAUGAGCAAAAAACGGGCCAGAUCCACCCGGAAGACCCGAACCCGGACCCGGAAACCGAAAUUCCUCAGCCUCCGGCUCCAGUUCCCGGCGGAGCCGAAGCAGGAGCCGCCCGAAUCUCCGCCGCCGUGUGUGGUCCCAGAGCCGGAGUCGGCGACCCCGCCGGUCGUGGUCAAGGUCGAGGACUCGGCGGCGGAGGAGAGCACCGUCGCGUACGACCUCUUCUCCGCGGCGGAGAGCGACGGCGCCACCACAACCAUCACCGCUCUCCUCGGCGCCCCCUCCACCUCCGCCUCUUCCGGGGAGGGUCCCCUGAGAUUCUCGUACGGAUGCAGGGGAGCUUCGCUGGCCCGGACGGCGCUCCGUAGCAAGCAGAGAGACCCCUGCGAGGAGAAGUGGGUGUCUUACUCCGAAGUCACCAGCUGCGCCGCCGCCGUCCCCGCCGCCGAUCGGCGGCUUCUGUCGUUGAAGCUCGAUUAUCAGGGGAUCAUCAACGCUUGGUCCGACAAGGGCCCACUUUACAUUCAAACGGAAUCUCCUCAGACGGUGCCGGACAUAUUUAACGACGAUUUUCUAUCCAACGGGGCAUGGAGCGGGCGAGAGAGUAACAACAUGAGCUUGUACGUGGUCCCAGAAAUGGCGGCAAGCAAGUUCAGAAACGACCCCGAAAAGGCGGGGGAAGGCGGCGACGAGGCGGCAAUUGCGGUGGCGGGGCAAGUUCAAAGGGCAGCAAGCGUAUUGAGAUACAAGGAGAAGAGGCAGAAUCGGCUCUUCUCCAAAACCAUUCGUUACCAAGUCCGUAAGCUCAAUGCCGAAAAGCGUCCUCGCGUUAAGGGUAGGUUUGUUAGAAGAGAUUGAAGGACCUUUUUUGUUACGAGUACUUUUGAUUAAUUUGUUAUGCACCAAGUCAUAUGAGGAGUGCCCAAGGACUAUUAUAUAAUUGACUAAAGAUGAGGGUUGUCUAAUGAAAUUUUGGGUCUCAUAUUGCAAUUUGUAAAGGAAAUUAGGACUGUCCGCCAAUAAUGAUAAUGGCUCUUGUGAAAUAAAAUUACUGGGCGGACUUGUUAUAAAAUUUAAAAAUGAAUAAACUGGUAACUUUUGGGUAGUCACU
Molecule: messenger RNA, 1361 nt
Organism: Cuscuta campestris
Lineage: Eukaryota; Viridiplantae; Streptophyta; Magnoliopsida; Solanales; Convolvulaceae
Source: the annotation of a GenBank genome assembly